Closterium sp. NIES-65 is the source of this 270-nucleotide messenger RNA. Lineage: Eukaryota; Viridiplantae; Streptophyta; Zygnematophyceae; Desmidiales; Closteriaceae. The record is from the annotation of a GenBank genome assembly.
AUGCCCGCUGUUAGUUUCAACAUGGUGGCUUCGCCAGCGCAUACCUCCUCCUGUGGCCCUGGGAACCUCAUGCCGUCAAUCGAGGUGUGGGAGAUGGUGGGUCGCGACAAGCCUGCACCCGCCAAGCCCUUGUCUUCUUCCAAGCCCUCCUCCGUGCCCUCUGCCGCCACAGCUGCUGCCGCCUCCGCUGCUGCAGUGGGCGCCGCAGGUGCGGGGGCUGUCGCGUCCGUGAUGGGGUGGCUCACGCGCCCACUACCUGCCUGCUGCUGA